GCGGAGCUGCUCGGACAUGAGUAAAUGACGUCAGCUCCCAGGUCGCCGAGCAGUGAAACAAACAUGGCGACAGAAUGGAGCGGGCAGCAGGGUUAUAUUCUCACCGUCAUCAUCUGCCUGUGGAGCUCCGUCGGAGGCCGGACGGAGACCGCCGGUUCGAGCCCCGGUGGCUCCGGCACCGGCACCACCGGCACCGGCGGCAGCAGCACCGGCAGCGGCAGCCAGGUGCUCGGCAUGCGCCUGGAGAGGAGCGACAAGCCGGCCUCCACCAAUGACGACGGUGUCCUCCAGGUGACUGAGGAGAGCUCCGUGCAGCUGCGCUUCUACGGGCUGCAGCUCCACUCCGGUGCCUGGACGCAGAUCCGGUUCACGGAGCUGAGUGACGGUAAUUUUGGUAGCGGUGGUGGCGGCGGUGAGGAUGAAGAGGAGCUGUUCAGGGAGGAGGAGGAGGGGAUGUUGGCUGCGCGGAGCGGCAGUGGCAUCGGCAUCGGCAGAGCCAUGGGAAUAGGACAGAUGGACGCGCCGUAUAGGACUUGUGCAGAUUUCACUAAGGACAUCAACGUCGGGACUUUUAUGAACGUGAGCAGCCGCGGGACGUCCGGUCUGCUCACGGUGCACAUUAAACCUUUGCGUAAAAGCGAGCUGCGGAAGGAGUACGCGCUGUGCACCCCGAGUCCGGAUGGCAGCAGGUGGGUGCAGCUGGGUGACACCGAUGGCAGGAUGCUGGUGGUGGAGGAGAAGAAGUCUCUAAUGCCCAUGUGGUUCCAGGUGAUCUUCAUCUGCUGCCUCCUCGUGCUCUCAGGUAUGUUCAGCGGUUUAAAUUUAGGUUUGAUGGCGCUGGAUCCGAUGGAGCUGCGCAUCGUGGAGAGCUGUGGCACCGAGAAGGAGAAGAAAUACGCGUCAAAGAUUGAGCCCAUCCGCAGCAAAGGCAACUACCUGCUGUGCUCCCUGUUGCUCGGCAACGUCCUGGUCAACACAACCCUCACCAUACUCCUGGAUGACCUCAUCGGGUCAGGUUUGGGCGCAGUGGUGGCCUCUACUAUUGGGAUCGUCAUAUUUGGUGAGAUCGUCCCUCAGGCGUUGUGCUCGCGCCACGGUUUGGCGGUUGGAGCCAACACCAUCACCGUCACCAAGUUCUUCAUGUUCCUCACGUUCCCGUUGUCGUUUCCGGUGAGCAAGCUGCUGGAUGUGCUUCUAGGGCAGGAGAUCGGCACCGUGUACAACCGGGAGAAGCUGGUGGAGAUGCUGAAGGUGACGGAGCCUUACAACGACCUGGUGAAAGAGGAGAUGAACAUGAUCCAGGGAGCGUUGGAGCUGAGGACCAAGACGGUGGAGGGAGUGAUGACGCCGCUGGGGAACUGCUUCAUGAUCCAAGCCGACGCCGUGCUGGACUUCAACACCAUGUCAGAGAUCAUGGAGAGCGGCUACACCAGGAUCCCGGUGUAUGACGACGAGAGGUCCAACAUCGUGGAUAUCCUGUACGUCAAGGAUCUGGCCUUCGUGGAUCCGGAUGAUUGCACCACGCUGAAGACCAUCACCAAGUUCUACAAUCACCCGGUGCACUUUGUGUUUCACGACACCAAGCUGGACGCCAUGCUGGAGGAGUUCAAGAAAGGUAAAUCCCACCUGGCCAUCGUCCAGAAAGUGAACGACGAGGGGGAGGGAGAUCCGUUCUACGAGGUUCUGGGAUUGGUCACGUUGGAGGACGUCAUCGAGGAAAUCAUCAAAUCGGAGAUCCUGGAUGAGUCUGACCUUUACACUGACAACAGAAACAGGGAAGAAAGUAGACCCUAAUAAUGCAAGCGUGACUUCUCCGCCUUCAAGCACGAGGCCGACAGUAAGGUGAAGAUCUCUCCGCAGCUCAUGUUGGCGGCUCAUCGUUUCCUCGCCACAGAGGUGAGCCUGUUCAGGCCGUUCCUCAUCACAGAGAAGGUCUUACUGAGGAUCCUCAGACACCCCGACGUCAUACAGGAAGUCAAGUUCAACGAUAACGACAAACGCUCAGUGCAGCACUUCCUGUACCAGAGAGGCAAACCUGUGGAUUACUUCAUACUCAUCCUGCAGGGACGAGUGGAAGUGGAAGCCGGGAACGAAAACAUGAAGUUUGAAACCGGACCGUUCUCCUACUACGGCGUCAUGGCUCUAAGUACACCGGCACUGGCCGUCACCCCUCCUCUCUCCCCUCCAGUGGCGUCCCCCCCUCCAAGACGCCUCUCUCUUAAGAGGUUUUCUCUGUUCUCUCGUUUCCCAGAGUUCCGCUCUCCGUCUCACGGGGGAAACCUCAACCGCUCGGCGUCGCUGAGCUGCACUGAGCGCGCUCCGGAAAGCGCCGGCUCGGUUGCCGGUAGCAACAGUCAGAUCCCCGGCACACCGUUCCAGUACACGCCGGACUUCUGUGUGCGGGCUUUGACUGACAUGCAAUUUGUUAAGAUCACUCGCUCUCAGUACCAGAACGGUCUCCUGGCGUCCCGGCUGGACAGCACGCCUCAGUCUCCAGACGGCAGCCACACUCGCCUGGACAUGCCGUCUUCUUUGCCUCCCGUCACGCCACCGGGGACGCGCACUCCACUGCCGCUGGCCACGCCUCCCGCCAGGCACCCGACGUUUAAAAACCAGCCGACUCUGCCGGGAAGCCGCCCCCCUCUCUCCCAAACCGCCUCCUCUUCCUCCUCCAGCCGCCGGCCGAGCCAGUCUUUACCCCAGGUCUCUCCUCCUCUUCCCAGCAACCACACCUCCCGCUCACAAACCCCUCCGACUUCUUUGAGUGCGACGGCGUGCAGCGGCUCGAACCCCCACCCGACUCUCUCCUCCUCCCUCUCCUCUAAGUCCCAGCAGUCGUCGCCCUCCACUGGCUCCGAGAAAGGGUCGGGAGAGACCACCAAUCUGCUCAGUGAGCAGCAGAACUGUGUUGGCCCCCGCAGGUCCAGCCACACCCAGGCAUACACCCAACCACACCCGCACCCACACGUUCAAACCAUCAGUCACGCGCACACUGAAAGCACCAUCUAACCAAAACUAGACUACGUGUGCGCUCAUGCAUAACACACACACACACUGUCGCACUAUGUCCUGUCCCGGUUUGCUUGUCGUUUCCUGAACUUUUUCUGUAGAUGUCCGAGGGAAAAUGGGAUCAGCACAUCAUGUGUAUUUUGUAAACAGAGAUCCUCCUUUAUCCCUUUCUGCAUGCCACCCCCCCCCC
Messenger RNA from Scomber japonicus (chub mackerel), 3199 nucleotides. RefSeq names its product metal transporter CNNM4. Lineage: Eukaryota; Metazoa; Chordata; Actinopteri; Scombriformes; Scombridae. Gene Ontology annotation, cellular component: plasma membrane. The record is from RefSeq and is a predicted model, not a curated record. Gene Ontology annotation, biological process: magnesium ion homeostasis; magnesium ion transport. Gene Ontology annotation, molecular function: sodium ion transmembrane transporter activity; magnesium ion transmembrane transporter activity.